Molecule: messenger RNA, 1969 nt
Organism: Eleginops maclovinus (Patagonian blennie)
Lineage: Eukaryota; Metazoa; Chordata; Actinopteri; Perciformes; Eleginopidae
Product: maternal B9.15 protein
Exons: 5
Coding region: 219-1100 (293 amino acids)
Biological process (GO): negative regulation of cell population proliferation; negative regulation of mitotic cell cycle
Cellular component (GO): cytoplasm; nucleus
Source: RefSeq, a predicted model, not a curated record
GUCGGGUAAAGGAAGUGAGUCACACUGACGGUAAUGUUACGUCUCUGUUGCAGCAGCGGCGUGAAAAGAGCGGAGAACAAGGAAGCAACAUGUGCUGACCAUAAUAACUCCAACACAUCAGCAGCACAGGCAGCCACGAGACAAGAGACAAGAGACAAGGAGCCGAGGGCACACACAGACCUGGAUAAUCACACACUUUUUCUUUAUUGAAACUCACCAUGAAAAAAGAGGUAGAGGCUGGAGUAAACUUCCUCAAACGCCUAGCUGUGGCGCAUGGCAAGCUCAGUAAAGCCAAAGCAGAUCUGUUUUCUGAGAAGCUACAAAAGCUUUUAUGCGACAAGUAUGAUGAUCACUGGUACCCUGACUCCCCUAGCAAAGGCCAGGCAUACAGAUGCAUCCGGAUAAAUAACGGAGUACCUUGUGAUGACGCAAUCCUGAAAGCCUGUGAGGAGAGUGAGUUCACACCCAGGGAACUAGGCCUGCCAUCUGAGUUGACUGUGUGGAUCGACCCACUGGAGGUGUGUGCAAGAUCUGCAGAGAGAGGCAGGCCAUUCACAGUAGCCUGUUUUGAAGAGGAAGCUGUGGAGGGAAAGCGGACUAACUUGUCAAGGGACUCCAUAAAUCUGGACACAUCAGAUUACCACUCCGCUACCUCUUCGGAUUGUGGUUCCACUGCGUCUAGUGACACAGAGGAGGAGGCAAAAGAUGGCGAGGUGGAGUUGGAGGCGGCAGAGGACGUGAAGGCAAAGGCCAAGGCGGAGCAAGAAAAAGAAGAGAAGGAAGUUGUCAAGAAGGAUGUGGCAGAAGGCAACUCCUACACAAUAGCAAUGAUGCCCAGGAUUCGGAAGCGACAUGGAGAAGGACCACAUAAGGUCAAAUACGUCACAAAUAUGCUCCCUGCCAGCCUCCAGUACUUCUACCACCCUGCGCCUGUUUGGCCCCAGUACAAGAAGGGUGCUCCAGUGUUUAUCAACGCAGUGUGCGCGCCUCCACCACCUCCGCCCCAGCAGGUAUUUGGCUACUACAUCUUGCCCCAGCCAACACCGCAGUUCAUUCUGCCUCAGGCCACACUGCAGCCGUGGGGAGCUGUGAAAGGUUAGGCGAUCCAGGAAGUAUGGGGUGAAAGUGGGUAUAGCGUUAAAAGCUCCUUCAACUGAGCCAUCUUAGUUCUCUGAGUUCAGCUAAACCUUGGGCCAAAAAAUGAUUGUAUAGUUCAAUGUUAUUCCUUGCACAUCCUGUAAUCAUUCCUAUUUCCUUUUUGUUUCUGGUGACUAAUGUAUGGCUUUUGCUUGGCACAGAGAUAUCAUUGAACUUGAGCAAAAACCGUUAAAAACAAUGUUUCCGUUCUGCACUGUUUUUUUUAACGCACUGUACACAUUUAUAUUUAUUUCAAUCACUGGGUGCUUGGACUAACUCAGGAACUUUCAGCAAUAUCCUAUUAACCAAAUAAUUGUUUCUUCAGGUGUUAUUUUUGUUAUGUUAAUCUCUUUCUUAGUUUCUCUGACCAAAAUGAUCCUCAGUGUGUAUGUCGGAGUUAAUCAAUGUAAAGUUUGAUUCAGGGGUUUUAUUUAUGUAGCUAAAGUCGCAAUAUCUGGGAAUGAGAAGAAUAUUUUUACUAAACUGCUUGUAAAUAAUACAAAAUUUAGAUACCGUAAACUUCUGCACAGUUUUUAAUCUGUCUUUUUGUUGUAAUUUAUUUGGCCACCAGUGGAUGGCACUCAACUCAAAGUGUAUGUUUUUGUAUUAACAGUAGCUGCUGUAUUUUGCAAAUCUAACUUCACAGAACACAAAAAAGUGUCUAUUGCUUAUUGCCGUCAGUACAAUGAAUUGAAUCAGGUGUGUCUGUUUUAUGGCUACUUAUAGCUUUGUGUUUUUGAAGUUUUUAUUGUAGAUAACUUUUCUUGCAGUGAAAAUCUGUGAAGAUGUAUAAACAAUCUGUUAUAAAUUCUGAAUACAAGUUUCACUCUGA